CAGAAGUUUGCUGUUGGUGUUGUUUCAUGUGUUUCUGGUGGAAAUAGGGUUUAUAUUAUUUCCACUGUGGUAGUACAGCGGCAGGUCAGCAUAACAACAGGCCAAUCAAAUUGCUCUGAAAUUGUUCCCUCCCACUUCUUAUCAUUAUAUCAAGAUGAAUUGUCUUCUAAUAUUCUGUAAUUUAACUGCUGUCACACAUAGAAGAUGUUCAUCACGUUUUAUUUGCUGCUGACACUCACUUUAGGACGAUGCACAGAUGAUGUGAUCUUUGAGAUGAAGACUGUUGGUGUUGGAGAUGAUGUGACUCUGACCUGUACCCGCCAGAAAGCUGAACAAAAAACUGCCUUGUUUUGGAUCAGGGUUGUUUCUGGAAACUUACCUGAAUUCUUGGGAGGAACAUAUACCUUUGAUUAUGAGGGUAUUAAUCAGACUCCUCGCAUCACAGCAAAACAAGGACCUGGAACGUUUCUUCUCCAUAUUAAUGAAACAAAGAGAAGUGAUACUGGAGUUUACUACUGUGUAAAAGUACACCAACUUGACAUGAAAUUUCUGAAUGGAACAUUUCUGAGAAUUAAAGGAUCAGAACCUGAUAUCACUGCUGUCAUUCAGGAGCCUCCAUCUGAUUCAGUCCAUCCAGGAGACUCAGUGACUCUGAAGUGUUCAGUCCUCUCUGACCCUGAAGACAAAACAUGUCCAGGAGGUCCCAGUGUGUUCUGGUUCAAAGCUGGAUCAGAUGAGUCUCAUCCCAGUGUCAUUUACACUCAUGGAGACUCUGGUGAUGGAUGUGACAAGAGUCCUGAGGCUCACGCUCCACAGAAAUGUGUCUACAGCUUCUCUAAGAACGUCAGCUCCUCUGAUGCUGGGACUUAUUACUGUGCUGUGGCCACAUGUGGGGAGAUAUUAUUUGGAAAUGGAACAAAACUGGACAUUGAAGCCCCUAACAUGCAGGAGGCCAAUACAGUUCUGCUUCUGUUAUGUGCUGCUUUGGCUCUAAGUCUGAUUGUUAUAACCUGCCUGAUUUUUACCAUCAAGAAAACAUCUUGUGGUUGUUGCAAAGCUCAAACAGCCAGUGGUGACCAGCAAAGUCAGCAGAGAGAUGAGAACUCAUUGGUUUAUUCUGCACCAACCUUCACCAAGAGCAAAGCUGCCAAAUCAGGGAAAAGGAAUGUAAAAACAACUGAAGGAGGGAUAAUCUACUCUGACGUCAGGACUUUUGGAUCUGCCAAUUAAAGCUUUUAUCUUUUAUCUUUUUUUUAUCUUUUGUGAAGCAGGUUACUUCUGAUGACAAUACAAUAUCACUUUCAUCUGCCGUUGGUAACUAUAUUUGAAAAAAAUUUUGAUCUUAAAAACGUUACCAUUUCGACAUUAUGUUUUGUCCAGUCUGAAUUUGUUGUAUGAUUUUAUUAUUAUUAAUAUUAUUAUUAUUUUACUUCUUGUGUUAUAAAAAGAUCUGAAUAUCCAGAUUUUAUCAUUUUAGGCUUUUUGUAACAGUAUUGUCAGUCUGAUAUGUAUGUCUCUGUCAAGUUUCUUUUAUUGUCUUUUAGUUUUAUUAGCCUACCACUUUUUCACCUUAAAGACGACGAGGGUUGAGGAAGGUUUUUAAUCUGUUAUUUAUUCUGCUAUGCAGUUUGAAGUCUGUUAACUUCUACUGUGUAUCAACAAAAUGUAAAAAUUAUUGUACUAAAUAAAACUGAUGUUGGUGUAAAUGAGUUGUUUCCUUCC
Scatophagus argus is the source of this 1722-nucleotide messenger RNA. RefSeq lists its product as uncharacterized. The transcript has 6 exons. The record is from RefSeq and is a predicted model, not a curated record. NCBI's taxonomy places the organism in Eukaryota, Metazoa, Chordata, Actinopteri, Scatophagidae. Gene Ontology annotation, biological process: response to bacterium. Bases 205 to 1230 code for a protein of 341 amino acids.